This is a messenger RNA of Schistosoma bovis, 1337 nucleotides long. The record is from the annotation of a GenBank genome assembly. NCBI's taxonomy places the organism in Eukaryota, Metazoa, Platyhelminthes, Trematoda, Strigeidida, Schistosomatidae.
GAAAAUCAUGUGACAUGACGGUGAGACCGAUACGAUUGGAUAAACAAUAAAAGCAUGAGAGAAGUUACGUUGUGUAAGCUGUAGGUCGUGCUAGCGUUUUGUCGGUAUAAUUUCUCCCUUCUGUUUUUGUUACCUGGGUUUAUCAGCCAUGAAAUGCCCUUCAUGCAAUAAGGAGGUCUACUUUGCUGAGCGGGUCAGUUCACUUGGAAAAGACUGGCAUCGUCCGUGUUUGAAAUGCGAAAAGUGCAAAAAAACACUGACUGCGGGUUCCCACUGUGAACAGUUGCAAAAAGUCACUGUAUUAUGUCCUUAGUUUACAUCAACUCCGUAAUAAAACUUACAUGUCUUAUACACAACCACAACAUCCGAACAAUAUACUUAACCUUUUAAUUCUCAUUAUGUCUCACUAAAAAAAACACCGAGAAAGUUCAUUGACUAACACUUUUCUGUUGAAAAGAAUUAAUUGAUAUGUUGUAAAAUGCUAUGUGGAUAGUGAUAUCUCAUCGGCUUCAGACCAGCAGUACGAAACCAAAGCUAUCACACUGAUACACCGUUUACUAUUUCAAAAAGACCAGUUCACACUACCGUUUCGGUGAUUGUAAUAACCAAAACUAACACUACUAAAGAACGUGACAAAGAACAUUCCACAGAACACACUAGGAGAUCUUAAUCAAUGAGAAUAAUAUUCAAGAUAACACAUUUUCACAGAUUGCUCAUAGGCAUUAAUAAGACUUACGCGGUUGUGCCGUACUUCUUUAUCAUUCUAUUUUUUGUGUCUCUCAGUAAAUACUCCUUCGAAUCAGUAUAAAGUAAAUGAAGAAAAAAAACCCCACCAGUCAUCUUUCAAGUAUUGCUAGAACGAUUUGACUUGAGAAUUUAAAAUAAAUUAACCUUCCAAUAGAUUGCUCACAAUAAUACCUUAUUCAUAAUAACCCAAUGAGUAAAAAGUCGGAUUUAUGACACCUUGCGACUUAGUGAAAGUCACUUUUUCCAAAGAACAAAUAACUAGCAAGUCAAUUUAAAUAAAAGCACAGGAAAUAAAUUAGACCAAAUAUUUGCCAAAUACAAACAAGUAGUCAUACUAAUGUUACAUUAGGUCAAGAGUGAAUCGACGCGAAGCGAAGCUGAAUCAAAUACGAAGUGAAAAUAAGAUAAAUUGAAAUAAUCAUGUUGACAAGAAAGAUAAUUAUUUAAUGGGAUGCAAAAUUAGGCAGUAUGAAGUGAUGGGUACUCUCAGACGUAUCUCCCGUUUGAACAAUAUUAUAAUGAUUUUAAGCCAACUUAUUCAUGAAAACAAUACGGUAAACAAAGACACUUACUUCACAGUGGGAACCCGC